AUGUGCUCUACUGGAUGCUGCUCUACAGGAUGCUGCUCCGUUGUGAAGAGCAAGACGGUGUGCUGCAGCCAGCCGUGCCAGAAGACCAUCUGCUGCGAACCCUGCCAGAAGACCGUCUGCUGCAGCCCGUGCCAGCAGUCCAUGUGCUGCGACCCGUGCCAGAAGCCCUGCUGUGACCCGUGCCAGUCCUGCUGUGACCCAUGCCAGAAGCCCUGCUGUGACCCAUGCCAGCAGACUGUGUGCUGUGACCCAUGCCAGAAGCCCUGCUGUGACCCAUGCCAGCAGACUGUGUGCUGUGACCCGUGCCAGAAGCCCUGCUGUGACCCAUGCCAGCAGACUGUGUGCUGUGACCCGUGCCAGAAGCCCUGCUGUGACCCAUGCCAGCAGACUACUGUCUGUUGUGACCCAUGCCAGCAGUCCUGUUGUGACCCAUGCCAGCAGUCCUGCUGUGACCCAUGCCAGAAGACUGUGUGCUGUGACCCAUGCCAGCAGUCCUGCUGUGACCCAUGCCAGAAGACUUCCUGCUGUGACCCGUGCCAGCAAUCCUGCUGUGACCCAUGCCAGAAGACCGUGUGCUGUGAUCCAUGCCAGCAGUCCUGUUGUGACCCGUGCCAGAAGACAAUCUGCUGUACCAAGGUGUGCCAGAAGCCCUGCUGCUCCUGUGGCUGCAGCCCCUGCUGCAGCUCUGGGUGUCUGUCUUGCUGCUCCUAUGUGGUGAAGAAGAAGCCCGUUGUGAUGUGUUGCAGUCCCGUGCAGUGCUGCUCUCCUGUGAGGAGGUAUUGCAUACCCAUCCAGCAGUGCUGCACCUCAAUCAAGAAGCGUUGCUGA
Colius striatus (speckled mousebird) is the source of this 828-nucleotide messenger RNA. RefSeq names its product keratin-associated protein 10-4-like. The transcript has 3 exons. Bases 1 to 828 code for a protein of 275 amino acids. The record is from RefSeq and is a predicted model, not a curated record. NCBI's taxonomy places the organism in Eukaryota, Metazoa, Chordata, Aves, Coliiformes, Coliidae.